Messenger RNA from Aplysia californica (California sea hare), 2903 nucleotides. RefSeq names its product extracellular signal-regulated kinase 2. Lineage: Eukaryota; Metazoa; Mollusca; Gastropoda; Aplysiida; Aplysiidae. The transcript is spliced from 13 exons. The record is from RefSeq and is a predicted model, not a curated record. Gene Ontology annotation, cellular component: nucleus; cytoplasm. Gene Ontology annotation, molecular function: ATP binding; MAP kinase activity. Bases 466 to 2181 code for a protein of 571 amino acids. Gene Ontology annotation, biological process: intracellular signal transduction; protein phosphorylation.
UGUGUCGCCCCAUUCACAAAGCGCAACUCGCUUGGAUAAACACCACGUUUCACAAUGGAGCAUAACAAUUUGGACUGAAAACAAGUAUACAUGCUCAUUUGCUACUUUCGAUUUCGAUUUAUUAUGGUUCCGGUAUUGAACCAUGGCAACAACACAUGCUUACACACAUUAUGUUGACGUCACAUUUUGGCAAUGGAAUGAAAGAAUUCACUACUGAUAAAUCACUACUCAUGGGAAAUCCAUUUAGAAGAAGGAAACAUUCCUAGUAAUAUUCGUUUUGGAGUGCAUAAUCAAUCAUAUUGUCCUGAAAAUACUAUUUAUCUUGCAGUUUGAAGUCCGUUAAUUCUGUUGCAAAGUAAAGUGUGUGGAACUAGAUCCCGUUGGUAUUGACAUUCUUCAAAGAUCCACUUCCGCCCUUCAGAUCAAAAUUAAUGUCGGCUUAGCGUUCCUUUAUAAGUGUCCACCAUGAGCUCCGAAAUAGAGCCGCACAUCACCAAAAAGUACGAAAUAAAGAAGCGCCUUGGAAAAGGAGCGUAUGGAAUUGUUUGGAAGGCCAUAGACAGGAGGUCUGGGGAAGUUGUGGCUGUUAAAAAGAUAUUCGAUGCUUUUAGGAACCAGACAGAUGCACAGCGGACGUUUAGAGAGAUUAUGUUCCUACAAGAGUUUGGUGACCAUCCCAAUGUCAUCAAGCUACACAAUGUGAUCAAAGCAGAGAAUGACAAAGAUAUUUAUCUUGUGUUUGAGUUCAUGGAAACAGACUUGCAUAAUGUCAUAAAGCGGGGCAAUAUUUUGAAAGAUGUACAUAAGCGUUACAUCAUGUACCAGUUGUUCAAGUCGACAAAAUACCUUCACAGUGGUAAUGUUAUUCACAGAGAUUUGAAGCCAUCAAACAUUCUCUUGGAUAGUGAAUGUGUGGUAAAAUUGUGUGACUUUGGUCUGGCUCGUUCUUUAACUCAAAUUUCAAUGGAUGAGGCUGGUGAUCCAAACUUGACCGAGUACGUUGCUACAAGAUGGUACAGAGCUCCAGAGAUUUUGCUUGCUUCACACCGUUACACUAAAGGGGUUGACAUGUGGAGCUUGGGCUGCAUCCUUGGUGAGAUGUUGCUGGGAAAACCACUGUUUCCAGGUUCCUCAACCCUGAACCAGAUAGAGCGUAUCAUGGGCUCCAUACCACCGCCCUCACGUAGUGAUAUAGACAGUUUGAAAUCCUCGUAUGGGGCAUCAGUAUUAGAGAAAGCAGCAUCAGCAGCUGGAAGACACAGGAAGUCCUUUGACGACUUGCUGCCUGACUCUCCUGCUGAUGGAACUGACCUGAUGAAAAAGUUGUUACACUUUAACCCCGACAAAAGAAUAACAGCGGAUGAGGCGCUCCGACAUCCUUUUGUUCAGAGGUUUCACAACCCAGCUGGGGAGAUCAGCCUUAAUUUUGAUGUAGUUCCUCCCCUUAGUGAUGACAUUCAGCUAACUGUAGAUGAGUACCGCAGCAAGUUGUAUGAGAUGAUUAUUCAGAAGAAGGCUGAGAGGCGACGCAGAAGGAGGGAGGAAGCGCGCAGUGCAGCGAUGCAGCAACAGCAGGAGGAGGAAUACAGACAGGAGGAAAUGGUGCACGAACAGCCACCCAAAGAGAACAUGCACUCAUCACCCAAACGUCCCUCUCCCAAGCCUGUCCACAAAUACGGUUCCCUGGGCGAGCACCCCCCUCAGCAUCAUUCCUCAUUUUCAGCAUUUGGGCGAACUGCAUCGAAUGACCACCCACCACCUGGACCUCAGAGACAGAAGGCACUGUCCAGACAAAGGAGUUGUGAAAAUAUCCAGUCAUCACAAGCGACCAAUGGGAAGGGCCGACAGACGUCCGCCCCGGCCGCGAUGCGAGGACAGGGAAGACCUGUGUCGGGUGUGCACAGAGCUCAGAGCAACCCAACCAUUACUCGGGUAGACGAGCGGGGAGGAAAUGGUGGGGGAAAUGGCUUAAUGGUGGCCAGCUCACGGAUGGUCCCAGGUCAAAGGCCCACCUCUGCCCACAACCCGCGGUCAAAACCGGCGUACGGACGUAAGCAGUUCAGCAAUGCCAUGAACAACCCCAGCAGUGGUGCUCCCAAGGCUGUGUUUGGCAGCUACUCUCAGGCCUACGGCACCAUCUCCUCAAGCAGUCUGGCAGCUCUUCAAGGACGGAAAUCCUGACUAGGACUGGAGCAGCGAGCUCCACGCCCGAGAGUUGAGGUGGACGACUAUUACGAUGAUAUGGUGCCCCACUCGCUCAGACCUCGAGAAAUGUCGAGAUAUUAUGCGCCAGAGCCGCCAUCGUACCCUCGGGAGUUUUCUCGCUACGAACAUGUUCCUCGACGCCCUUUGGGGCACAGGCAUUACUGAAAAUGACUGGAGCUCGAAGCAGUAUUUGAUUAAUGUGAUACAAACUGGACCUCGUUUUUUUCUCAUCUUCACCAACUUCGUCAGCAUUGUUCACAGAGUGAUCAACAAGCAUCAUCGCAUUGAAGUUUUCUCACAGAUUUCCUCACCUUGUGGUUUUUUUUCCUUUGUUCGAAAAGGAAAUACCAGUCAUCGUCUUUUCAACAGAAGCAGCAAGGUUAAGAGGGCCUGUCAUAUGGGUUGAAGUUGUUGGUUUUACAAUGAGAUUGACUCUCCCAGCAUGUGUUACUGACCAAUCAUAAUUCACUCAUCAAGCACCAGUGGUUUCGUCUGGUUGAUGUAAAGAACUUUAUUCUAACAUUCCGUCCGUAUAUUUUUCAACCAUUUAGAUUUUAUGCUAUAUUCAUUAUUGACUAGCCUGUAACUCCUCAACAUUUGGUAGGUUGAUGACGUAUUUGGCUGUGAGUCAUAUUUUUGUGUUCGUUUCCUUUAAUAGCUUAGUUUUUGAGUCCUUACUUUGUUUUAUGCAAAAAAAA